Hypanus sabinus (Atlantic stingray) is the source of this 2344-nucleotide messenger RNA. Its product is annotated as probable G-protein coupled receptor 146. NCBI's taxonomy places the organism in Eukaryota, Metazoa, Chordata, Chondrichthyes, Myliobatiformes, Dasyatidae. Bases 262 to 1296 code for a protein of 344 amino acids. Gene Ontology annotation, cellular component: membrane. Gene Ontology annotation, biological process: G protein-coupled receptor signaling pathway. The transcript is spliced from 3 exons. Gene Ontology annotation, molecular function: G protein-coupled receptor activity. The record is from RefSeq and is a predicted model, not a curated record.
UGCGAGAUGAUCACAGGAUGUCGCCGCAAGACCUGAAGCAGAAAAGGAUGUGAGUGUCACUGGGAAGGCCGUACCUCAUGCCACUGUGUGGUUUUCCGGACUAUUUACAAGAGCAGUUACAAGCCAACCACGUUGCAGUGGAUCUGCUUCACACAUAGGUCGGACUAGAUUUCUGGACAAGAUGGCUGACGGUUUCCUCUCUUCCACUCGAUGAAGGCUCCAGUCUCGUCCUGCUGACGGCUCUGGCCCGAACUCACUGCGAUGUGGAGCUGCAUUCAGGGGAACCUUGGACCUAACGGCACACUCUGUGGAGAUGACCUCUGCCAGAACGUUGGCCUGCUCCUGUCCGUGGCCUCGAUGGCCUACCUCCUGGUCUGCUUCCCCCUGGGCCUCAUCUUCAACGUCCUUGUCCUCAUCGUCAACCUUCGCCACAAGCUGUCCAUCAACAUGCCGGACGUCUACUUCACCAACAUGGCACUGGCCGGCUUGAUACUUAACCUGGUGGCCUUCCUGCAACUUCUCAGCCCCGACCACCUGCUGUGGCCGGUGUGGGCUUUCGGCCGGGAGGUCUGCAUGGGCUCCUUCAUCCUCUUCAACAUGGCGGCUCUGGUGAGCAUCUACUCGGCUACGUUGCUGAGUCUGGACUGCUUCAUCGAGCAGGCCCUGCCCCACACCUACAUGUCCAGCGUCUACAAUACCAAGCAUGUCUGCACCUUUGUCUGGGGGGGAGCGGCGCUGGCGAGCUUCUCCUCCCUCCUCUUCUACAUUUGCAACAAAAUCUCCGACCAGACCCACGACUGCUCGCGACUGCAGACCAAGGAACUGGGGGACGCCAUCAUGUUCUUCACCGGUUUUCUGGUCCCCGCCGUGGGCGUGAGCUGCGCACUUGGCCUCAUCCUGCGGAAACGCCGGCCUCUAUGGCUGUCGGGGCCUCCCCGGCCGGAGCCCUCGGCCCAGAGGCUGCUGCUGGCCACGGUCCUGGUGCAGUUCGCCCUCUGGCUGCCCUACAAUCUGGCGCUGCUGGUGAGCACUGCCCACUUCAUCACGCGGGCCGAGGGCAGCGGCCGCUUCCUCAGCCGGCUUCACUUCCUGCGGGGUGCAUGCGAACUGCUGGCCUACCUGAGCACGUGCGCCGUGCCCAUCUUGUACAAGUACCUGCAGAAGGCCUUCGACACCAGGCUGAAGCUGGUCAUCCAGGACGUGCGGUGCGGGAUAAAGGGAAGAGCAGGCACUCGGAGAAAAGGGCACCAGCAGUGCAUCAUAACCGUCUCGGGGGCAGAAAUCUCACGCCAAUAAGCUUGUGUAUGUCCCCAAUCCAAUGGGGUAGUGGGAUAACUGUCCUGAUGCCACCCUUCCAGGAUACUACUGCCCGUGCUUCAUCCACGUCCACACAGCUGGGAAAACCACACCUUUACUGUGCAAGACAUCGCACCUCAAAAUGAAUGAAACCCUCCCCUGUUCCGUUAAGACUGAAGUUUAGAGGAGUGAGGGGUGACCUUAUUCAGAUCUAUAAGGGGGCUGAUAAUUUCACCAGUGUCACAAACAAGACAUGGUUACAAGACACUAUUCGUGUUACGCGUAAGCAGAGCAAGAACGACGAUGGAGUCGCAUUACUAAAUGUUUUUAACUGAGUUGUGUUGGUAAUGACGCGUAUGUGCGCUGAGCCCCGCCGAGGCGAUACGCACGCACACUUUAAAGCCCGCGGGGUCAAAGAGCGUGACCCCUCCGCGCGUAGGAAGCCCAAUCGAUUCGCCGCUCUGUCGAACGCACGCGCACUUGUAAGCCCGUGCCGCCAAAGAGAACGAGCCCAAACGAUUCACCGCGCUGCCAAAAUGGCCGCCUUCCCACUUGCCACGUUCUCACAGUCGAGCUGAUACCUGGCACAGUUCUUUCAUAUGUGAGCUGCACAGAGAUUUCUCUCUCAAGUGGGCACUGAAUGCCUCUGCCUCAGAGGGUGGGGGAUUCCAGAAAAUUGGAUUUAUUUAAGAUAGAACAGUACCACACAUUGCAGGCCCUUUGGCCUACAAUGCUUUGCUGCCCCUUUCAACCUACCCCACCCAUCCACCUAACUCUUCCCCCCUCUAUAGCCCAUAAUCCCCAUUUUUCUUUCAUCCGUGAUGUCCCUAAUGUAUCAGCCUCCACAUUUCAGGUGGAGAUGGAUAAAGACCUGAAAGGUCACAGGGAACUCUCACAAUCAGAGAGUUAAGACAGCACAGAUCAGCCAGUAAGAGGCAGGUUGGGAGGGCCUGGUGUCCGCCUCCAUUUUCAAGACUCAAGAUUGUUUAAUGUCAUUUCCAGUACACAAGUGUAACUGAGAACGAGAUCAUUGUUACUCCGGAUCUGA